Molecule: messenger RNA, 4043 nt
Organism: Venturia canescens
Lineage: Eukaryota; Metazoa; Arthropoda; Insecta; Hymenoptera; Ichneumonidae
Product: serine-rich adhesin for platelets
Exons: 8
Coding region: 552-4004 (1150 amino acids)
Source: RefSeq, a predicted model, not a curated record
UCUCUCGUGGUUGUUGGUACUGUGUGUACGAGUGUUAUUUCUCCUUGUGGCCUCGGCAUGCCACGGACUCCUCGACGGGUAGCGUGUGUUGUCGGCAGUAAAAGAGUCGCGGUGACUUCGAACGCCUCGGAGUAAAAGUAGGAUUUUGCUUUCUACGUGUGUUUAACUUCGUAACGAAACGAAGCAAAAGUGACGAAUAUGUUGUGCUUCUGGACCGUUUAAGAUGUUUAUCAGGCUCGUGUACGAGCGCGAGUUUGCUUAUACUUUCCAUCGAAAUAUCGUGCACCUGUGUUUUUUAUACCGUCAUAUAAAAUAUCUUGUGUUUUAGCGAUACGAAAGAGAAGAAAGUGCGUAGGCGUGUUCGCGAAGAUCGUGACAAAAUGCGCGAGUGAGGCGAGCGGAGAAAGAAUAAGAAGAAGGAAAGCGAGCGCUGUUCGCGAAAGGAGAAGCAGAACGAUCGGCCCGUAUGUUCGAAACAACAGGCGAUUCGAGCCACGAUAUUUGGCUUUGAGCAGGAGAAGGGACACAAGGAGAGAGCGAGAGAUCGGAACAUGAAGAUCGGAAGAAAGUGCAACACGCGAUGUUACAUCGCUGGCGCACAUUUUGUCAUCGCCGCUAUUUUGCUUUUUUCCAUUUUCGUACAAACGAAGCAGCAACAGCAAAGAGAUACCAAAUCACAAUGGGACAAUCGACUUUUACCGACCAAUUCCGUGUACGAGAAGAACCAAGAGUUCGGUCAAGCUCCAGGAAACGUUGCGCCGUCGGUGAGCUCGUUAAACGAGAACAACGUAGUGGAGAAUUCGAAGGGAGUAGAAAAUUCAUCCUCGUACGAGAUAGACAAUAACGAGGAAUUUUACGACGAUGAUUACGAGCUCGAGGACACGGGAGUGAACCAAGAAGAGGAUAAACGGGCCUCCCAGCCCUUGGGAAUCUCCUCGGAUUCGGUAAAUCACGAGAAUAAGGUGGAAACGAGAGAAUUGAGCGCCGAAAACUCGACAGAUUCGCUCGUCAAUCACGAGGACGAUGCUUAUUAUUAUUAUGACGAUUAUGAGAACGCUACGAAUCCUCAAAACGAGGCCGCAGAACACGACAUAGCGGAUUACUUCGAUUCUUCCGAGGAUGCGGCAGUUUCGAGGAGACCGGAUGAGACUCGACGACCGUUAGAGCUGGAGUCGUCGAAAGAAACUUCGGGAUUGAGAAACUCGUCGAUCGAAGAAUCGUCGGAGAUGAUCGGUACUUCUUCGUUGAAUACUUCGUCAAGCGGAGAAAAAAUAAUGGAAUCUCACGACGACGAGAUUGCACACGAGGCGCCAAUGAAACUUCCGGAUAACAGAGUCGAGGAUGAAAAAUCGAUGGGGCUUCGGGACGAGCAGAUUUUAAUAGGCGAGGCCGUUGUAUCGGUCGUGACAACGAAAAGCGUGGUGAACGGUACGAUUUCUGUUCCGGUGAGCUCCCAGCCAAUCACUACGGAGCAAAUAACUUCGCCGAUGAUUCCGAGCUCGACGCCAGAUCCGGGAAUGAUCGGCAACGGAGACACGAGUGAAACGACCGAAGACUCGAGGAUCGUAGCUUCGGUUCAAACGAGUCGCAGUAUAUCAGGCGCACGCUUCCUCCCGUUCCUCGUCGUCCAAGCGAUCGACAAAAAUUCGGAUAACAAAAACAGCGACGACGCUUCGAGUCUGAGCUCACACGAACAUACCGAGAGUAUCGAUGAGCUCGGAAAGGACGAUAAAAAUGAGGAAAAACCGGCAAGUCAAUUGUCAACGACGACGAAAAAAUCCUCAGUUCCGUCGGAGUCGACGGAAAGCAUUAUUGAUAAACUCGAUCGCGUUCAAUCAGAAUUAUCGAGUGGUUUUCUCGCCAACGGUUUUCGCACUUCCGGGAACACUCUUCAGCUCGACGCCCUCAGCGAACAACGACCCGUACAAACGAGAAAAACUUACACGACCACCUCGAAAACACCGGUCAUUAGUAAAUUCGUACCGAGACGAUACAAUCAGGAUAAGAAAAGCACGGUCGCUGCCACGACCCCUGCCAAAAUAACGGAAGCAUCGGUCAACGAAGAGAACGAUUCGAGUACGGAAAAAGUCAAAUUUCGAUGGCCAUCUUCCUCGAGAAACUCGCGACCUACGUCCACCGAAAGCAACUCCUUCAAUAAUAAUAACAGUCAUAAAAAUAACAAUAUUCGUGCUUUUGGCUCCAACGCAGCGGCGAAAACUACAAUUCGCACUCCCAUUGCCGCGAGUCAAGAUAUCAGCGCAUUUUUACCGCCGGGUUAUAAAUUGAAAAAAGAGGAUGCCCAGGUCACUGAAAAAUCGAUACUCGGGGAAAUUCUGGCCAAAUCAAAAUUCGAUAUUUCUUCACUUCUCCCGGCAAAUUACAAUCCCAGCCAAGUUGAAGAUGCUCGAGAGAACGGUGGAGAAACGAAAAACAAUAAUGAGAAAAAAAAUGUAGAGAAAAAUGUGCCAGAACCAACUGAUGAAUCAAAAUCUUCAGUUUCUACGGGUAACAAUAGUGAUGCCAAGAAAAACGAGGGCGAUACGAGACCAGCUAGCAAUUCGGAAAAGUCAUCGAAACCGGAGAAAACCUUGCAAGAUUUGUUCUCCAAAGCGAGCUUCGAUAUCUCAGCUCUCCUACCACCGGAUUAUAACAAAUUCAAAAAUCGUGAUUCCAUUGAAAAAUCUACGACCACUCAGUCCGAAAGUACGAAAGAAAUUGCCACGUUGCCCGUGAGCCACGCAACCACAGUGAAAAGCCCAGCCGGUAUUAAACUCGUCUUUCCUAGUCGACCCGGUGGCAGAAAAGCCUUACCCAAAGUUUCGACGAGCACUCACAGGGCCGAAGGGUCCGGACCGGUUAGCCCAAAAAUCCAAAAGGGAUGGCCGACUAGAGCUACAACAGAAUUUACGGGUUGGCCAACUCCUUCGACGACACCGAUAUCAAUAGAAAAGCUUUUGGAAGCAGCAAGAACAGCAACCGUAUCGUCGAUUAACGUUUCGAUGGUGACUAUGACUCAAUCAACAUCGACAACCUCAACGACAACGACGACCACGACGACGACGCAACGUCCAACAACGCCAGGAAUUUGUGAGGAGGAAUGCGAAGUCGCUGGAACUAUCAGAAUCGUUGGAAACGCAACUUGGGUCCCUGAAUUACUCGAUCGAAACACAAAAGAGUGGCAACUACUUGCUGAAGAGAUUGAAAAAGAAAUGAAUCUCGUUUUUUCAAAAUCGUCAGUGCUGAGAAAAUGGUAUAAGCACGUAAGAAUCGAUGCUUUCAGUCCCGGGAGUAUUCUCGUGGAUUAUUUCAUUGAGCUGACCGAUCUAAGUCAACGCAUAAAUACUCAAGAACUCAAAGUAAUCUUUCACGAUUCACUGAGAACUUACAACAGUGACGUCUGGAACGAAACUCUUGCGAAAGGUCCGAUAAGACUUGGGAAAUUUGCAUUAGACCCCAAAUCAACAGACUUCGUUGUUAUUCCAAAAGUCACUUACCCUCAACAAAUUCAGGAUGAUGAUAGGCUCAUUCCACAAUGGGCUAUAGCCGUCAUUGUUAUAGGUGUUGGAGGAUUGCUUUUCAUUAUCGUUUUUGGUGUUUCCGUCCUCGUUAAUCGUCAGAAUGCAGCGAAACUGAAGAAGCCAAGCCCAGUUGUUUAUACCGAGGAAGUUGCGAAAAAUAUAAUACAAGCAAGUCAUGCAGCUCCUUCGCAUAGAUCUACGCAAGAUUACCCGAAAUCUGAAAUAUCGACCAUAUGGAAUGAUACGGAUCUUUGGAGAGACAAAUCUUUUGAGUCCAACUCGAAUGAGGUUCUCGUAGAUGGUACGCUUGACCGCGAAAGAAACGUUGACAGACGACGCGGGGAACGAAAAUACAACAUGUACGAUAGCUGGCGUUCUGAAUGGAACGGCUAUUACUACAAUCCUUCACAGAGUAGCAAAUUUGCAGGCUACGAAAGUACGACGAAUCUGUCGCGACAUCCACCCGAUUACGAUACGAAUUUUUGAAUAAGUUAAUGCGAAUAAAAAAAGCUUUUUUGUUUAAAA